AUGGGGUUCGAACACAUUCAGCCUGGGCCUCCGGAUCCCAUGUACACUUUGAAGUACAAGGCCGACAAUGACACGAGCAGUGAAAAGGUCGAUCUAGGUGUGGGCAUCUACCGUGACGAGGAAGGCCACUACCAAGGUCUCGAGAGCGUGAAACAAGCCGAAUCGGAGCUCUUCAAGGCAGAUCCUGGCCAUGACUAUGAAAUGACAACCGGAAACCAAGACUUCCUUGCUCAGGCUUCACAGACAGUGUUUGGCAAGAAAUCCAUCGCUUUUGACAAGCUGACUGUUCCCCAGGUUGCAUCUGUCCAGACCAUUUCAGGGACUGGUGCUGUACACCUCGCCGCCUUGUUCAUUGCCCAAUGUAUGUCUUCCAAAACAGCCGUCUACGUCGGCGUGCCGACAUGGGGCAACUAUCGCCCGGCGAUGGAGCUCGUUGGGCUGCGACAACUGGAAUAUCCUUAUCUCGACGAGGAAACCCGCACAUUCGACCACGAGACUACACUUGAAGUAAUCCGCACUGCUGAGCCGUCGAGCGUAUUUGUGCUGCAAGCAUGUUGCCACAAUCCCACCGCAUGCGACCCGACACCAGCGCAAUGGGAAGAGAUUAUCGAACUGCUGCAUGCCGGCAAACACAUUCCACUCUUCGACAUGGCAUAUCAGGGGCUUGGCGAUGGUAUCGAUGAAGAUGCGUACGCCGUCCGCGCCGCUGCUCGAAAGGGUCUUAACAUGUUCGUGUGCCAGUCCUUCUCCAAGAACAUGGCGCUGUACGGCGAGCGUUGCGGCGCGCUGCAUGUCGCAUGCGAAAGCAGCGCGGUAGCUGCCAAUGUUCAUGACCGACUUCGAUGCCUCUUGCGAUGGGAGGUUUCUUCUGCGCCGAUUUAUGGCUCACGGCUCGCGAACAUUGUGUUGCAGAACGACGAGCUCAAGCAAACCUGGGAGGCCGAACUAGGCACUAUGCGGAAACGCCUCGGGCAGCUAAGGAGGCAGCUGUUCAUCCUUCUCACUGAGAAAUUCCAGACACCAGGCGAUUGGACACACAUUACUCGGGAGAAGGGCUUGUUCUCGUACCUAAAGAUAAGCCGAAAGCAAUGCAUAAUCCUCGUGGAUGAACACCACAUCUAUCUCCCAGAGAACGGAAGAAUCAAUGUCUCGGGUUUGAACUCCCAGAACGUGAUGCGAGUGGCCCAGGCAAUCGACAGCAUUGUUCGAGACGAACAAAGUAGUCACGUGGCUAUGGCAAAGACCAGGCUCUAG
Molecule: messenger RNA, 1254 nt
Organism: Emericellopsis atlantica
Lineage: Eukaryota; Fungi; Ascomycota; Sordariomycetes; Hypocreales; Bionectriaceae
Product: aspartate aminotransferase
Exons: 7
Coding region: 1-1254 (417 amino acids)
Biological process (GO): L-aspartate biosynthetic process
Cellular component (GO): cytosol
Molecular function (GO): pyridoxal phosphate binding; L-aspartate:2-oxoglutarate transaminase activity
Source: RefSeq, a predicted model, not a curated record